GAGGGGCCAUGCCCUUGCUUCCGGUUCCGGUCUCUGGCUGGGCUCUGGGAGAGAGAGGGAGAUGCUUCGGGUUGCAGUGCUGCGUCAGAGUCACACAGGUGCUGCUGCUGGAACCAUGACUGGAGUGCCUACAGUCUCCUUCUCUGAACUCCGUCAACUCCUAGCCUCAGGCAGGGCCAGGCUCUUCGAUGUCCGCUCACGGGAGGAGGCAGCGGCUGGUACCAUUCCCGGGGCACUCAACAUCCCUGGUAUAGGAUUUCCCUUGUUGGCAGAGGAACUGUCCAUGAUGGUUUUAACUAAAGGAGCCUCAUUUAUGUCUGAGUUGGAAAUGGCCUUGAACAUGGACCCAGCUGCUUUUCAGACUUCAUACUGUGCUGAGAAGCCAAAGCUAGAAGACAAGAAUCUUAUUUUCUUCUGUCAGAUGGGCAGGCGGGGCCUCCAGGCCACACAGCUGGCACAAGGUCUUGGAUACACAGGGGCUCGAAACUAUGCCGGGGCCUAUAAGGAAUGGCUGGAGAAAGAGGGCUAAAUAGAAGGCUUACUGAUUUGUGAUUGCUCUCAUGGCCACCUUGAUGUGCUCGGCAAAUCCUUGUAGUGUUUUACACAUGACAAAUUUAAAUAAAAAGAGCAUUUAAUGAAG
Messenger RNA from Rattus rattus (black rat), 640 nucleotides. RefSeq names its product thiosulfate sulfurtransferase like domain containing 1 (gene Tstd1). Gene Ontology annotation, molecular function: thiosulfate-thiol sulfurtransferase activity. The transcript has 4 exons. Lineage: Eukaryota; Metazoa; Chordata; Mammalia; Rodentia; Muridae. Bases 62 to 529 code for a protein of 155 amino acids. Gene Ontology annotation, cellular component: cytoplasm. The record is from RefSeq and is a predicted model, not a curated record.